This is a messenger RNA of Durio zibethinus, 855 nucleotides long. Its product is annotated as bet1-like protein At4g14600. The record is from RefSeq and is a predicted model, not a curated record. Lineage: Eukaryota; Viridiplantae; Streptophyta; Magnoliopsida; Malvales; Malvaceae.
CAGGUAGUAAAAAAAAAAAGGCCAGUUGGAGAAGAAAAAUGUAGAAAUUUCCAGCGCCGCACGAUUAUAAACCAACGGUUGAUCUCUCUCUCAACUGCGUCAUCAAUUUAAAAAAAAAUACAUCGGGAGAAAUAAAACUGGAUUACGACACCGUCAUUGCUAAGUCGAGAAACUUUCAAAAUCAGGCGUUUUUCUCUUCCAUUUUGAUGGCAUCUACUUCGAACCGAACCGGCGGCGGUUCCUUCUACGGCGAUGCGGCUCCUUACCGAUCAAGGCAGGGUUUAAGCACGAGACCGGUGGCUAGCUCCGAUGAAAUACAAUUGCGGAUUGAUCCAAUGCAUGCUGAUUUGGACGAUGAGAUCACCGGUCUCCGUAGCCAAGUUAAACAAUUGAGAAAUGUUGCUCAAGAGAUAGGAUCAGAAGCAAAAUUUCAGAAGGACUUUUUAGAUCAGCUGCAAAUGACCAUGAUUAAAGCUCAAGCAGGGGUGAAGAACAACAUUAGGAAACUGAACAAGAGCAUAAUCAAGCAUGGCUCAAACCAUAUUGUUCAUGUGGUUCUUUUUGCACUGUUAUGCUUCUUUGUUGUCUACACUUGGUCCAAAUUGUCUGGAAGAUGAAGUUUGUGAGACAGUUGAAUACAUGUUGAUUGGCAAUUAAAAAUGGUGCCUAAAUGCUGCUGACAGUUUCAGUAAAGGUGGUUGUGUAAAGCUUUCUUCAUGACACCGUCAAUUGUUCUUGACUUUGAAAAAUAUUGGUUCUAAGUUUUUCUUAUGCUGCAGUGAGAACUCUAGUUCUAUCCUCCCCUAGUUAUGCCUUUUGUACUUAAUGGAAUGAGAUGAUAAAUUUCAACGUAAA